AUGAGAAUUAUAUAUCUAGUCAGCGCCCUAGUGACUAGCGUCUUGUGCGCAAAACAAGACCUUGUCAUCCAUAAUCCGAUCAUCUCGGGCUGGAAUCCAGAUCCGUCCAUCAUACGUGUUGGCAGUGAGUAUUUCAUUGCCACAUCGUCGUUUGAGUAUUGGCCUGGAACGCCAAUCUAUCGGUCGACUGAUCUUGUGAGUUGGGAGCUGUUCUCUCACGCUCUAACACGGCCCUCGCAACUACAAUUGUACGGUGUUCCCACAUCUGCAGGCUCGUGGGCACCGUCCCUUAGCAUGAUAAAUGGCAAGUUCUAUCUUACUUCUAUGAUUCGAUGGACAUACGAUCCGGUGGCCAAAGUCUGGCCGCGUGUGUUUUGGGUCUCCUCAGAUGACUUGCAGCAUUGGUCUGACCCGACCUGGUGCGAUCCCUGGGGCAUUGACCCCGCCCUGUUCCAAGAUCCUUCGACAAACAAAGUAUACCUAAAUUUGAUGUCGCCUAACAAUAACAUCGACCGGAUAUGGGGAAUCUAUCAAUGCGAAGUGGAUCUAGAGAGUGGCAAAUGCAUAGGCGAAUACCACUCAUUAUGGAAUGGAACGAUGCCGCAUAAUGCGACAUCUCGCCCAGAGGGGCCAAAGAUGUUCAAAUUUGGUAAUUGGUAUUAUUUACUAAUCGCUGAGGGUGGUACUGACCAGCUUCAUCGAGCCACCAUCGCUCGUUCAGCUUCCCCGGAAGGCCCAUGGGAACCAAACCCAAAUAACCCACUGAUUUACAACGGCGCGUAUGGCUUCGAUAAUCUCACCGUCCAGUCGACCGGUCACGCAACCUUGUUCAAUACCUAUCAAGGAGACUGGUACGCAGUUUUCCUCGCUCGGCGAAACGUGAAUGGCUCCUCUCCUCUGGGUCGAGAAACUUUCCUUUGCUCCGUGAACUGGGAGAGCGGCUGGCCGAUUUUAAAUCAUGGCGAACCCAUACUACUCGAUAGUUCUCAGGCAUCAGCUUCCUCAAAAGCCAAACUGGAACCUUUCUAUGAUGCCUUUGACAAAGCAGUCUUGGAUCUAUCUUGGUACCAUUUACGUACCCCAUACGUCCAGCUAUACACUCUAGCCCACCUUGGUGAUUCUGGCGGUGUGAUACUUCAUGCCAAUGUCUUUUCCCUUAGCGAUCGUGAUGUUCCAGCCGCUAUUUUGCGAAAGCAGCGCUCACUUAACAUGACAUUCUCUGCAGAAAUACUGUCAUUUGAUGGUAGUCUACGAAGUCACCAAACAAUUGGAAUCAGUGCCUACUUGAGUGAGCUGCAGCACCAGGAUAUCGGUCUAACCGGCUGCAGGAAUAGCACCGGGAUGUGCAUAUACACAUCGUUUCUAAAUAAUGAGACAGCCGAGGUAUAG
This is a messenger RNA of Penicillium canariense, 1389 nucleotides long. Its product is annotated as beta-xylosidase. Gene Ontology annotation, molecular function: hydrolase activity, hydrolyzing O-glycosyl compounds. Gene Ontology annotation, biological process: carbohydrate metabolic process. The transcript has 3 exons. The record is from RefSeq and is a predicted model, not a curated record. NCBI's taxonomy places the organism in Eukaryota, Fungi, Ascomycota, Eurotiomycetes, Eurotiales, Aspergillaceae. The coding region runs from base 1 to 1389 and encodes 462 amino acids.